CAGAGUACGAGGAGAAUUUUAGAGAAGAAAAUGGGUAAUGUCGUUGCUUCGUAUGUGUUUGCUCCACCAAAACCUACCUAUGAUGAAUCAUAUCCUUAUCCUGUUACAUUCUUGACUACAAAGUCAAAGAAGAUGAUUCCUUGUUAUUUCAUGAAGGCUAACAAGGAUACAACAACGACAAUUAUCUAUUCUCACGGUAAUGCUGCAGAUAUUGGUGCGAUGUAUGAUUUUUUGGUUGUUUUAAGAGAUCAUUUGAAUGUUAAUGUAUUGCAUUAUGAAUAUGUUGGAUAUGGUCUUGCAAAUCAAUACCAACCUUCGGAAAGUGACACCUAUGAAAGUGCUGAAGCUGCUUAUGAGUUUUUGACAAAAGCACAAAAUAUUCCUCCUAAGGAUAUUGUAAUUUUCGGAACAUCCGUUGGCAGUGGGCCAUCAUGCUACCUAGCAAGUAAAUAUCCAGUGAGAGGAUUAAUUUUGGAAUGUCCAUUCGUUUCUAUUUGCCGUAUUGUAUCAACAUCUGUAUUUUUGAGGCCAGUGGACAUGUUUGUUAAUGUUAAUAGAAUUCCUAAUGUAAAUGCUCCUGUAAUUAUAUUCCAUGGUACUAAAGAUGAUGUUGUACCUUAUGAACAUGGUAAAACAUUAUUUGAAAAUGUACAAAAAAAGUAUCAAUAUAAGUUUAUUACUUUGGAAGGAGGAUCUCAUCAUGAUAUCAUUGAAAGAUUGACCCUUAAGACAUAUAUUCAAACAUUGAAAACCUAUCUUCUCAGUCUGAGUGUUGACAAGUAAAUAAAUUAUUUAUUCUUC
Molecule: messenger RNA, 801 nt
Organism: Naegleria gruberi
Lineage: Eukaryota; Heterolobosea; Eutetramitea; Acrasida; Naegleriidae
Product: hydrolase
Exons: 7
Coding region: 31-783 (250 amino acids)
Molecular function (GO): hydrolase activity
Source: RefSeq, a predicted model, not a curated record